UUAGUAUUUAAAUUUUAUCAACAUGAAGUGGUUGCAUGAUUUAAGAAUAUUGUAAUGUAAAUUCUGAAUUAUUGUAAAAGUGUACGAAGUUGCAGAGCUGAUUUUAUAUACAUAAGGUGAAAAUGUCGUCCCCGUCCAAGAGUCGAUACAAGAAGCAGUCUCAGAUACGACGAAUCAUCAACAAGAGGAUACCGGUGACAAGAUGGCUGCCGGAGUACAACUCGGAGAAGGCGGUGGCGGACCUCAUAGCUGGUGUGACGGUGGGCCUGACGGUCAUCCCUCAGGCGCUGGCGUAUGCGACCUUGGCUGGAUUGCCACCACAGUACGGUCUCUACUCAUCAUUCAUGGGGUGCUUCGUGUACAUAAUAUUCGGCUCAUGCAAGGAUAUAACGCUGGGGCCCACGGCGCUGCUAUCUCUUAUGACGUACGAGCAAAUACAAGGGCGGAAUACUGACUACGCAAUCCUCCUGUGCUUGCUCAGCGGUGUGGUUCAGAUGCUAAUGGGAAUAUUGCAUUUGGGCGUGCUGAUCGACUUCAUAUCUGUACCUGUGACCGUGGGCUUUACGUCCGCGACUUCAGUCAUCAUCGCCGUGUCGCAGCUGAAGGGACUGCUGGGACUGCAGUUCAAGUCCAGAGGCUUCUUGGAUACCUUUAAGAAGGUGAUAAUGCACAUCCCCGAGGCGAAAACAGCUGAUAGCGUAAUGGGAAUACUGUGUAUCAUCAUCCUGCUCUUGAUGAGGAAAAUGAAAGACAUAAAGCUGCCGCCGGGUCAGAAGGGCGUGAAGAAAACGCUCUGGCUACUCUCCACCUCGCGUAAUGCGAUCAUAGUGGUCGUGUGCUCUGUCAUCGCCUUCGUGUGCGAGUCCCGUGAGAUGUCGCUGUUCAACCUGACGGGCACUGUCAAAGAAGGUCUCCCACCAUGGUCCUUACCCCCGUUUGGUACAUCAUACGAUGGUAGAAACGUCACCUUCGUAGAGAUGUGCUCAGACCUGGGGUCUUCCAUAGUACUUGUGCCUAUCAUAGCAGUACUAGGCAACGUGGCUAUAGCUAAAGCGUUUGCGAGCGGCGAGUCAGUUGACGCGACACAGGAGCUAAUAACCCUAUCUCUGGCCAACGUGCUGGGAUCAUUCGUGAACGCGAUGCCGAUAACUGGGUCCUUCUCUCGCAGCGCUGUCGCUCACGCCAGCGGAGUAGCCACGCAGCUCGGCAGUUUGUAUACUGGUAUCCUAGUUUUGCUCGCGCUCAGUCUCCUAACGCCGUACUUCUACUACAUUCCGAAGGCGUCACUAGCGGCCGUCGUCAUAUGCGCUGUGAUAUUCAUGAUUGAGUAUGAGGUGGUCAAACCGAUGUGGCGGUCACGUCGCGCCGAUCUGCUCCCAGCGUUCGCAACGUUCGCGCUCUGUCUCAUAGUGGGCGUGGAACUCGGCAUAGUGGCCGGCGUGUUCGUGAACGUGGUGCUGCUACUGUACCCCAGCGCGAGGCCGCAGCUCGAGGCGGAGAUCGUCACGAGCGCAUCAGGCUUCAGCUACGUCCUAAUCACGGUCGGCAACAGCCUCUACUUCCCCGGUGUGGAGUACAUACGUCAGUACGUGACGCGCGCCGCCAACAAGCAGGGCUCGUGUAGCAUGCCCGUUGUUAUUGACUGUCGAUAUGUACUGGGAGCGGACUUCACCGCGGCUAAAGGUCUGUGCGCACUAUCUAACUCGCUGCGGUCGCGCGGACAGCCGCUAGUGUUACUCGCGCCGCGCGACUCAGUAGCUGCUGUGUUUAGCGGCGCGGCGACCAGCGUCGUGGUUGUGGCCGCUGCGGCUGACCUUGACCGCGCUCUGCAGGGACUCACCGGCGAAAUACCUUUGCCGGAGAUAACCACACAGGUGACCCCACCGCCAUCUUACAAUUCCCUCCAAGUCGAUGACGUCAUAGAAGUGGUGACAGAGAACACAACGCCUCUACUAAAUAGCACGGAAUUGAAGAGGGAGGUCACGUGAUAUUAUAGUUAUUGUUAGUAUUGAUUUUAAUGGUUCCUAAAAUAGUAUGUUAGAUAAAGUCCGGUCGCGAAGCGUGUAGAAAAUUUUACUUGGCCUUUUCUGCUAGUCUCCUUCGAGAAGUAUAGGCCAGGCCACAACACUGCGUUGCGGCGU
This is a messenger RNA of Aricia agestis (brown argus), 2141 nucleotides long. RefSeq names its product sodium-independent sulfate anion transporter. Gene Ontology annotation, biological process: transmembrane transport. The record is from RefSeq and is a predicted model, not a curated record. Gene Ontology annotation, molecular function: sulfate transmembrane transporter activity. Gene Ontology annotation, cellular component: membrane. The transcript has 13 exons. Lineage: Eukaryota; Metazoa; Arthropoda; Insecta; Lepidoptera; Lycaenidae. Bases 123 to 1988 code for a protein of 621 amino acids.